AUGAUGGAUGUUGAUUCAGAUGUUCAAAUGGAUGACGCUGUUGACCAGCGAGAUGCUACUUCACAAGCGGUGACCGAAAACAAUGAAAAUGGCAUGAAUGCAGGUGACGGAGAUGCUGUUAUGACGUCAACAGAUUCCUCAUUAUCACAACAGGAAGACACAUCAACGGAAGUGGGAAAACCAAUACAACAGGCUCCGAUCAGUACAACAGAUCCAACGACCAAAAUAAACACAUUAGAUGGUUGGAUAGAUCAGUUAAAACAAUGUAAGCCGCUUUCAGAGAGUUCGGUUAAGGAAUUAUGCGACAUGGCCAUGGAAGUGCUAAAGGACGAGGAAAAUGUUCAGCCAGUUCAUGUUCCAGUGACUAUUUGUGGUGAUAUUCAUGGCCAAUUUCAUGACUUGAUGGAACUCUUUAAAAUUGGUGGUCCAUGCCCAGAUACAAAUUAUCUCUUUAUGGGUGAUUACGUGGAUAGAGGGUACUACAGCGUUGAAACAGUCAGCUUUCUGGUUGCCAUGAAGGUCAGAUAUCCAAAGAGAAUCACGAUCUUGAGGGGAAACCAUGAAAGCAGGCAAAUUACUCAGGUGUAUGGAUUUUACGAUGAGUGCUUCAGGAAAUAUGGGUCAGCGAACGUUUGGAAGAUGUUUACAGAUCUUUUCGACUAUCUUCCGAUAACUGCAUUAGUGGAUAAUUCUAUAUUUUGUCUACAUGGUGGUUUGUCGCCUAUGAUUGAGACGAUAGAUCAAGUUCGUGAGCUUAAUAGAUUUCAGGAGGUUCCACACGAGGGUCCUAUGUGCGAUUUGCUAUGGUCUGAUCCAGAUGAUCGUGGUGGUUGGGGAAUCUCACCUAGAGGUGCCGGAUUCACCUUUGGACAGGAUAUCUCAGAGCAGUUUAAUCAUACAAACGGCCUAUCGCUUACAGCAAGAGCCCAUCAAUUGGUCAUGGAAGGUUACAGCUGGUCGCAUCCAGACUUGGUGGUGACAAUCUUUUCAGCCCCUAAUUACUGUUACAGAUGUGGUAAUCAAGCUGCUAUCAUGGAGGUGGAUGAAAAUCACAACAGGGAUUUCUUGCAGUAUGAUCCAUCUAUUAGACCAGGAGAACCUACCGUUACAAGAAAAACCCCGGAUUACUUCUUAUGA
This is a messenger RNA of Brettanomyces bruxellensis, 1137 nucleotides long. It is a transcript of the gene PPH21, whose product is annotated as protein phosphatase type 2A. Gene Ontology annotation, molecular function: protein serine/threonine phosphatase activity. The record is from RefSeq and is a predicted model, not a curated record. Gene Ontology annotation, cellular component: cytosol. The transcript has a single exon. Gene Ontology annotation, biological process: peptidyl-serine dephosphorylation; mitotic cell cycle. NCBI's taxonomy places the organism in Eukaryota, Fungi, Ascomycota, Pichiomycetes, Pichiales, Pichiaceae. Bases 1 to 1137 code for a protein of 378 amino acids.